Pongo pygmaeus (Bornean orangutan) is the source of this 2666-nucleotide messenger RNA. It is a transcript of the gene CPTP, whose product is annotated as ceramide-1-phosphate transfer protein. The transcript has 3 exons. The coding region runs from base 928 to 1572 and encodes 214 amino acids. Gene Ontology annotation, cellular component: cytoplasm; cytosol; membrane. The record is from RefSeq and is a predicted model, not a curated record. Lineage: Eukaryota; Metazoa; Chordata; Mammalia; Primates; Hominidae. Gene Ontology annotation, molecular function: ceramide 1-phosphate binding; ceramide 1-phosphate transfer activity. Gene Ontology annotation, biological process: intermembrane lipid transfer; ceramide transport.
GCGGGACCCAACCAAUCAGGGCGGCGGGCGAGGGCGGGGCGGGGCGGUGGGCGAGGGCGGGGCCCGAACGGCGGCUACGGCCCAGGUGAGCGGCUCGGGCUCGGCGGCCGCACCUGCCCAACCCAACCGGCAGGGUCCGGAAGUCGCCGAGGGGCCGGGAGCGGGAGGGGACGUCGUCCUAGAGGGCCGGAGCGGGCGGGCGGCCGAGGACCCGGCUCCCGCGCAGGACGGAGCCGUGGCUCAGGUCGGCCCCUCCCCAGCACCACCCCGGGCCUCCGCCCCUUCCUGGGCCUCUCGGUGGAGCAGGGACCCGAACCGGUGCCCAUCCGGUCCGGUGCCAUCUGAAGCCCCCUUCCCAGGUGAGACUCGUAGCGCUCGCUCGACAGGGUCUGGUCCCACCCAGAAGGCCUGGGGCACCGUGGGGCCCCGUCUCCUGCUGGCCCCCCAGCCUGCUGUCAGCAACCGGGCUGUGUGCUCAGGCCGCCCUCGCGCCCAGCCCUGACCUUGGGCCGGUGGGCUGCCGUGGGAAAGGCCUGGAGGUGUCCUGGGUCACCUUCCUGGGCUGGCAAGCUGCCCGCCUCCUGCACAGCCACUGCCCUUCCUGUUGUUCCCGAGCCACCAGCCACAGCUCUGAGAGGCUCCUGGCAGCUUCUGUUUGCCACUGGCUCGAAUCUAGGCAGGAAGGCAAGGCCUGCAGAAUAUCUGGUGACCAAGAAGGAAACCCCAGAGCCUCAGAGACCAUCUUCUCAGUGGACAAAAUUAAGGCCCGAGGAGGGGAGGGGCGUGCUGGACGUCUGUGGGACUCCAUCUUUCUGAGGCCCAGGAGCAGCCAUCCCCCACACCUGAAGCCUGAAAAUGAGCCACAGAGCAAGCUGACCCGAGCGACACAGCCCCCCAGCCCUACUGUAUUUCCGUUCCUAUCAAAAAAUGGAUGAUUCGGAGACAGGUUUCAAUCUGAAAGUCGUCCUGGUCAGUUUCAAGCAGUGUCUCGAUGAGAAGGAAGAGGUAUUGCUGGACCCCUACAUUGCCAGCUGGAAGGGCCUGGUCAGGUUUCUGAACAGCCUGGGUACCAUCUUCUCAUUCAUCUCCAAGGAUGUGGUCUCCAAGCUGCAGAUCAUGGAGCGCCUCAGGGGCGGCCCGCAGAGCGAGCACUACCGCAGCCUGCAGGCCAUGGUGGCCCACGAGCUGAGCAACCGGCUGGUGGACCUGGAGUGCCGCUCCCACCACCCCGAGUCUGGCUGCCGGACCGUGCUGCGCCUGCACCGUGCCCUGCACUGGCUGCAGCUGUUUCUGGAGGGCCUGCGCACAAGCCCUGAAGAUGCACGCACCUCCGUGCUCUGCGCCGACUCCUACAACGCCUCGCUGGCCGCCUACCACCCCUGGAUCGUGCGCCGUACCGUCACCGUGGCCUUCUACACGCUGCCCACACGCAAGGUCUUCCUGGAGGCCAUGAACGUGGGGCCCCCGGAGCAGGCCGUGCAGAUGCUAGGCGAGGCCCUCCCCUUCAUCGAGCGCGUCUACAACGUCUCCCAGAAGCUCUACUCCGAGCACUCCCUGCUGGACCUGCCCUAGGGGUGGGAAGCCAGGGCCACACCGGCUUUCCUGCUGCAGAUCUGGGCUGCGGUGGCCACGGCUGUGAGUCCCAUAGCAGAGCUUUCUGCGCGCCGCAGGAACAGGAGAUCCACUGUUGCCCCUAUGAGCUGAGCUUGUUAGGAACCACAGACUGUGACAGAGAAGGUGACGACCAGCCCAGAAGAGGCCCACCCUCUCGGUCUGGAACGAGACGACUCAGCCGUGGCUCCCCCUCAGCCUGUUAAACACGUGCCCAGCCAGGCCUCACCAGGGUGCGUUGCAGAGCAGAGCAGGUAGGGGUGGGGCCCAGGCCUGCAAGAGCCCAAAAGGUCGCCACCCCCUAGCCUGUGGGGCAGAUCUGCGAACCAGGGUGAAGUCACAGGUCCCAGGGUGUGGAGGCUCCAUCCUUUCUCCUUUCUGCCAGCCGACGUGCCCUCAUCUCAGGCCCGUGCCUGGGACCCCGUGUCUGCCCAGGUGGGCAGCCUUGAGCCCAGGGGACUCAGUUCCCUCCAUGCCCUGGCUGGCAGAAACCCCCAACAGCAGUCUGGGCACUGUGGGGCUCUGCCCGCCUCUCCCGCCUUGUUUGCCCCUCAGCGUGCCAGGCAGACUGGGGGCAGGACAGCCGGAAGCUGAGGCCAAGGCUUCUCACAGAAGGGCCCCGGAAGUCCCCGCCCUUGGGACAGCCUCCUCCGUAGCCCCUGCACGGCACCAGUUCCCCAAUGGACGCAGCAGACCGCCUCCCGCAGCGGCUGUGGGUCUGCACAGCACGGCCCAAGGCCCCCAGGAGCCGGGACUCUGCUACACCCAGUGAAAUGCUGUGUCCCUUCUCCCCCUGCCCCUUGCUGCCCCCUCCCCACAGUGCCCAGGAGACCCGCGGGGCAUGGAACAGGAGGGUCUGGACCCUGUGGCCCGGCCACCAUCCAGUGCCUGGGGCCUGACCACUGGCUCUUCACAGUGGACCCCAGCACCUCAGGGUGGCAGAGGGAUGGCCCCUAUGGCCCGGCAGACGCGCGAGCUUCCGGAGUGCAAUCCAUGUGAUGUCUUCCAACGUUAAUAAAUCACACAGCCUCCCAGGAGGGAGACGCUGAGGUGCA